Molecule: messenger RNA, 951 nt
Organism: Filobasidium floriforme
Lineage: Eukaryota; Fungi; Basidiomycota; Tremellomycetes; Filobasidiales; Filobasidiaceae
Product: phosphatidylethanolamine-binding protein
Exons: 6
Coding region: 1-951 (316 amino acids)
Source: RefSeq, a predicted model, not a curated record
AUGUUCAUGAAAUCCGCCAUCACCGCCCUCUUCGCGCUCGCCGCCACGGCCAACCAGGUCGCUGGACAGACCCAGAACGCUACCGCUGCUGAAGUCGCUCUCGUCGAGGCCAACAUGCAACAGGCCGGCCUUAUUCCCGGUCUCUUGUCCCAGGAUGAGGUCGACCUCGAGGCUACCCUCGACGUCUCUUUCGGAUCAAACAUGAUCUCGAUCGGUCAAGAGAUCGCUGCUACCGAGACCCAGUCCGCCCCGACUGUUACCGUUCACCCUCUUUCGGGCACUGACGACUUCGAGUCCAGCCAAUUGUACACCGUCAUGCUCGUCGACGCCGAUGUCGCCGGGACCGACAACCAGGUCGCUAACCAGACCUUCCACUGGUUGGCCAACGGGGUCAGUGUUGGUGCCGAUGGCGCCUUGGACUUUGGCAUUGCUAGCACUGCCAUCGACUACGUUGGACCCGGACCUCUCGAGGGAACCGGUCCUCACCGAUACGUUCUCCUCAUGGUUGAGCAAGAUGCCGGUUUCACCGCCCCCGCCGAGUUCUCCUCGUUCGGCGCCCACCCCUUGAGGCAAUACCUCGAGACCGAAGACCUCGGUGAAGUUCGUGCCGCCAACUUCUUCGUCGUCUCUGGACCCGGUGCCACUACCGUCUCUGUUCAGCCCACCACCUCGGUCGACCCCGCCACCGUCGUCGUCGUCGCCACCUCGGCCACCACCACUGGAACCGCCACUGAGGCUUCGAGCACCGUCGUCACCUCGACCGGCGCUCAGACCGGAUCGAUGUCUAUGGGAACCGCUUCCGCUUCGUCGACCAGGACCGGAGCCUCGACUGGAGCCGCUUCGGGAACGGCGAGCGCCCCUGCCAACGGAGCCGUCUCGGGCAAGGUCAACGGAGUCUGGACCGUCGGUGCCGCUCUCGUCGGUGCUGCCGCCGGUGUCCUCUUGAUCUAA